AAUUAUGUAUCAUAUCAAAUAGAAAAAAUGUUGUUUGGUUUAAUAAAAUUUAUUUAUAUGUUCACACCAAUAAAUAGUUACUAACUUUUUAAUUAUCCAAUAUAUAUUUAUUAUUUCAUAGUAUAUAAAAAACAAAUAAUACAUAAAAUAGUUUUUAUAUAAAAUAUUGAUCUCGCACAAGAUACGAAUUUUAACCUAGUUUAUAUAAUAAAAGAAUCGGUAGAAAUGCGUUGGCUAAAGAGAUGUUUACAAUAAAUAAAUAAUAAUAGUUGGAAAGAUGUAUAUUUGGUGAGUAGUCAUACUAAGUUUAGACUAAAAUUAUGUUAUUUUAUCCGCGGAAAAUGCUUGGAAUUUUCAAGAGGCUGUUUCGGAUUUGAGUUCCUCUCUUCAUAGUCAAAGAAGAAAAAUCAAUCUAUAAUAGUCCUUUCGUGAUUAUAAUUGAGCUGCAAUAGAACUCGUCUUCAGGAGCUUACUCUAGUUGUUUUCCUCUGUCGGCCAUGAAGUGUUUAGGAGUAUCUACAUGUUUGAUGCUUAAGAUGAACUUAUUAGUAUCUGUGGGUUCCUUUUCUUAAUUUUUUUUAUUUAUUCUUCGAAAUCUUUUAUGAAAUCCUGGGAGGUUAAUCUAUCUACCGAGGAGGGCGCUCCCGAUCUUCCUAUAGACCAAAAUAGUUAUGAUAGCUGCAUUAUUUUAGCAUUCAUCACCCAGUGAUCAUAGUCAUGUGUUAUCUUCCUGUCAAACUUCUAACGAAGUGAUUUGCAUUUCCUAUCUUUUAUUUAGUUAGACAAAAGAUGUAACGGGUGGACCAAUUCAACUUAGAGAUAUAAAUCCUUUCUUUCCUUUUCUUUCAACGAAAUUGUGAAACGAGACGUGGCAAGUAGGAAGUGGCUACCGAAAAGAAAUGUAAUGUUUCUAAAGACUUUCUUGCCAAAGUAUUUGGAUUCACACGCUAUUUUGACUACGGUUGGUUGACACUUGACACUGACAGUGUUAACUUGGAGUCAACUCUUAUAAUCCAUCUUGAUGAGCAAGAUUUAACCAAGACAACUAAAAACCACUUUUUCGACAGAUCAGUUGGAAGAAAAGCGAUUCCCAAGAGGUGACUAUUAUUUUUAUUUCUUUAGUUUUCUCAUUUCUUGUCAAAGAAAGGGCUUUGAUAUUUUGCAUUUUGCAAAUUUUCUUUUAUCUCAAUUAGUUCAUGUCUCUUUAGAAAGUUAUGAGUACACUAAUUCUGUAAAUUUUGCCAAGAAAAUAUGAUCUAAAACAUAAACUCCCCGUCCUGGAUUUCCUCUAGUGAUUAUUGAUAUAAAUAUACUAUUUCUACUUCCAUGGUUAAGCAGGAGACAUAUGGCUGAGACACUUUUGUCGUUUGGAGUUCAGAAGCUUUGGGAGCUUCUUGCCCGAGAAUCUGAUCGAUUUAAGGAAGUUAACGAGCAACUUACUGUACUGAAAAGUGAUGUCAACUUGCUUAGGUCCUUCUUAACAGAUGUAGAUGCCAAGAAACAUGCAAGUUCAGUGGUUAGAAACUGUGUGGAAGAGAUCAAGGAAAUCGUUUUCGACGCUGAGGACGUAAUCGAAACAUUUAUUUUGAAGAAAGAUCUUGGACGAACAAGUGGAAUCAGGAAGCGCAUGAGAAGAUUUGCUUUCACCAUAGCGGAUCGCAGGGAACUUGUGUCUCAAAUGGAAGGCAUAAGUAAGAGAAUCUCCAAGGUGAUCCGAGAUAUGCAAAGUUUUGGGGUGCAACAGAUGAUUGUCAAUGGCAGCGGGUAUUCAGACACUAUCCAAGAAAGACAAAGGGAGAUGAGACAUACUUUUCCUAGCGACAACGAAAGCGAUCUUGUGGGUUUGGAGGAAAAGGUGAAGAAAUUGGUUGGCUAUUUGGUAGAAGAAGAGAGCAUUCAAGUGGUUUCUAUAUGUGGGAUGGGCGGUAUUGGCAAAACUACCCUGGCUCGCCAAGUUUUUAGUCAUGAGAUGGUUAAGAAACAUUUUGAUGGAGUUGUGUGGGUUUGUGUGUCACAACAGUUUACACGAAAAUAUGUGUGGCAGACUAUCUUUCAGAGGUUUAGUUCAAAUCACGAUGAACACAGAGGGUCAGAUAUGACUGAAGAUGAGCUUCAAGACAAACUUUUUCGACUACUCGAAACUAGCAAAUCUUUGAUUGUCCUGGAUGAUAUGUGGAGAGAAGAUGAUUGGGACAAUAUAAAGCAUGUGUUUCCACCAACAAAAGGAUGGAAGGUAUUAUUUACUUCUCGCAACGAGAACGUUGCACUACGCGCAGAUCCAGAAUGCGUAACUUUCAAACUAAAGUGCUUAACCCCAAAAGAAAGUUGGACACUUUUUCGGAGGAUAGCUUUUCCUAGGAAAGACACAUCAGAGUUUAAGGUUGAUGUAGACAUGUUAGAGAUGGGCAAGAAAAUGAUAAAACAUUGUGGAGGACUACCAUUGGCUGUCAAAGUGUUAGGAGGCUUGUUAGCUGCCCAACCCACUUUAAGUGAGUGGAAAAGGGUUUAUGAGAAUAUUGGAUCUCACUUGGCAGGAAGAACUAGUUUUAAUGAUGGAUAUUGCAAUUCAGUUCAUAGUGUACUGUCUCUAAGCUUCGAAGAGUUGCCUACUUUUUUGAAACAUUACUUCCUCUACCUCGUCCAUUUUCCCAGAGAUUAUCAAAUCAGUGUGGAGAAUUUAUCCUAUUAUUGGGCUGCAGAAGGAAUACCAAGGCCGAGUUAUUCCGAGGGAGCGACAAUUGAAGAAGUCGCAGAGGGGUACAUAGCAGACUUGGUGAAGAGAAACAUGGUUAUUUCUGAAAAAAAUGCUUCUACUUCAAAAUUUGAAACAUGUCACUUACAUGACAUGAUGAGAGAAGUUUGUCUGCUUAAAUCUGAAGAAGAGAAUUUCCUACAAAUUGUUCACGGUUCAUCAUCGUCAACUGCAUGCUCUAAAUCUCAUCGUAAAUCUCGCAAACUCGCUGUACAUCGGGCUGAUGAAACAUUUAGUAUGGAGAAGGAAGUGUAUAGUCCAAACCUUAGGUCUCUCUUGUUUAUUUGGGGUUCAGACUGGAGGGCGUCAGGUUUAUUCUUUGACAGGCUAAAAAUGAUGAGGGUUUUGGAUCUCUCUAGAGCGCAUUUUGAAGGAGGGAAGAUACCAUCUAGCAUUGGAAAACUCAUCCAUUUAAGAUAUCUAAGUUUAUAUAAAGCACAUGUAUCUCGUCUACCUUCUUCAAUGCGGAAUCUGAAGCAGCUGGUCUAUUUAAAUUUAUGCUUAUAUGCGAGAUAUCCAGUUUAUGUGCCAAACAUUUUUAAAGGCAUGCAAGAAUUGAGAUACCUUUCAUUACCUUCAGGGAGAAUGCAUGAUAAGACAAAGUUGGAAUUAGGUAACCUAAUCAACUUGGAGACAUUGAAGUUCUUCUCAACAAAGCAUAGCAGUGUGACGGAUCUUCACUGUAUGACAAGGCUAAGGAAUCUCUUAAUCAUAUUCAACCAAGAGGGGUGUACUAUGGAAACGCUAUCUUCGUCUUUAAGUAAACUGAGACAUCUGGAAAGUCUUAGCAUAGAUUACAAUCAUUUCAAGGUUUUUUCUCCCACGGAUGAUGAAAAAGGAUUUGUUUUGGGCUGUAUCCAUCUAAAAAAGCUGGAGUUGUGUAUAUACAUGCCAGGGUUACCUGAUGAGAAGCACCUUCCUUCUCACCUUACAACCAUAUCUCUAACUGGUUGUCGUUUGAAAGAGGAUCCAAUGCUGAUUCUAGAGAAAUUGUCACACUUGAAAGAGGUUGAUUUAGGGAAAAGAUCAUUCUGUGGGAAGAGAAUGGUUUGCUCGAGGGGUGGGUUUCCUCAGUUGCAGUUGCUAUUAUUUCUUGGAUUACAUGAGUGGGAAGAGUGGAUAGUAGAAGAAGGUUCAAUGCCCCUUCUUCAUACUCUCGAUGUUAGUUAUUGUGCAAAAUUAAAGGAGGUUCCUAAUGGGAUACAAUUUCUCACUUCUUUAAAAGAUCUGUGUAUGGGAGAGGAAUGGAAGAAGAGACUAUCAGAAGGAGGAGAAGAUUAUUACAAAGUCCAACACGUCAUUUCUGUUCGGUUUGGAGGGAAAGCUUGAUUUUAUACUAGGACCUACGAUUUAUGUCUUCAUGUCUGCAGGGGGAUUAUCCUGAGUCGAUUAGGAACCUUAGCCUCACCGACUGGAUAUUGUCUCCAUCCACUAAUUAACGCUCAUCGUCCACUAAUCAUCACUUUUCCAUCGUCCUGGUCAUUGAUCUGACCAUCGAUCUAUCACCACCAUCCAAGUAAGGUCCACUUUGUGCCUACCUCAACAUAGAUCCCAAAGAUAUUAAACUGGGAAUAAUUCAUUGUUCCCAGCUCCAAUCAAUGGCAAUGGCAGGUAGCAGUGUCCAGAGCCGGCCCUAGGCUAAAGCUGGUAAAACCCAUGCUUUAGACACCAAAUUAUGUUAUAGUUUUAAGGGGCAGCAAAAUUGUUAAAGUUCAUGGUUCGGAAUAUUACUUUAAAGUAAACAUGGAGUGUUCGAAGUCUUAAAUGCACACAUCACAUGCUAAACAGGUGAACAUAUUCUAUGUGUUUCUUAUGUGUAUUAAUUUUCUUACUACUGCAUUAACCAACAUUCUAGAAUUUUCUCUGCAGUCCUUUUGUUUUUUUUUAUCACAAUUUUUCCUGGUUGUCUAUUUCUUAGGUUUUGGAUUGAAAGAGGCUAUGAUCCACGGAAAGAUCAUGAGUCUCGUGUGUGAAUUUUUUGUCUCUCUCUACAAACAUUCAUUUAAAAUGAAUGGUAUGUGAUAUGGUAAAGAAGAAUUCUCAUUUUAUGUACCUUCAAAAUCAGACUAGAACAGAAAAGUUUGUCAAAUCUCUUCCUUUUUUGCAUCCAGUCUGCAGGUGUAUGUUAAACCUUUUAACCUCAAAUUUUUUUUUUUU
Molecule: messenger RNA, 4909 nt
Organism: Brassica napus (rape)
Lineage: Eukaryota; Viridiplantae; Streptophyta; Magnoliopsida; Brassicales; Brassicaceae
Product: probable disease resistance protein At1g59620
Exons: 4
Coding region: 1346-4081 (911 amino acids)
Biological process (GO): defense response to other organism
Molecular function (GO): ADP binding
Source: RefSeq, a predicted model, not a curated record